GAAAGAUACACACAAUAAAAUACAUGGGAAGUUGUGAACAACAAGUCGUAUAAUAUAUUUCUUUAAGGAAAACACGCAAUCUAGAACCACAUCAGACUCUGAUGAUCAGAGUAUUGUAGUCGUAUCCACCGUCGUAUCCACCGUCGUAUCCACCAAUCCAACUAAACAACAACUUGGUUAAAACUUUGGUCUGGUUGUUUUAGUAAUAGUGGAAUAACAAUCUGAUUAGAUUAAAAAGUCCAUCCGGGAAUUAAAAGGUCGAAAGAGUGUCAACUUGGGUUAGUCAUCUUCAUUAUGCUCUUGCCAGAAACAAUUCACAAAAAUUUUGAUCCAUUCUAAAUUAUUCUGUUCACUGGAUAAAACAGACUAAAAUAUAAGACUAUUGGUUAAAGUUAACAAGUGAUAUUUAUUGUCAUUUCAAAGUUCUGUUCUGUUCUGUUGAAAAAAAAUUAAAAAGUUUAGUAGAAGUGAUUAGUUUAAAAAAAUACAGGUCAAACUGCCGAAAAAUGAGUUUUUCUGGAGUAGUGAUUUUUAAGAAACUGACCUUGAUUGUUAUUCUACUUGUUGAAUUAGGUAGCGUUUUUGUGGUGGUUGACAGUGCUCAAUUUAGAGAGUCUCGAUUCACCUCCGGUCGAGACGAAGUUUUUUGGAGUCUUACCGAUGCGAACAAGACGAAAACUUGUAUCUUACUUUCGGGCGUUUUUGAAAUUGAGAUUCCUUAUUACACCGACUAUUUCAUGAAAUCCAUCGCAGUGAUUCGUAUUCCCAGGAUUGCGUCCGUCACUGGAUUUUGUGAUACAAAUGAAAACCCAAAUUUGGAAUCUUUGUCUUUCGAGUGGUCUCCAGAUCCGCGACAACCGGAAGUGAAACAUUCAGUUACGCUCACCUUUAAGAGAUAUUCCCACUUGAAGGAACCCUCAUUUCUCGAACCGUACUACGCGUUGACCACUAUUCAUGGGAGGAUACAAACCAAUGAGGUUGAUUUUCAUGACCCAUUUGACCCCGAACACAUUUACAAUCUGACGGCUUCCGACGUGGGAGCUAUUUUAAGCGCCCCUGAAAAGUUAUCCUUUGUCUGCAAGUCCAUCCAAGUGAUCAAGUUCAAUGAUGGGAGAAACAGUUUCGCCAUGUCCGAGGUCCAUGCGGAAGCUUUUCAUGACAAGAUUGCUCUCGGAGAUGGCAAAGAUUUUGGACCGAAAUCAUUUUGUGCAAAGGAUGGUGUAGAAGUUCUUUUGAUGGUAUUCACCUACGUAAUAAUUUUAGCAUUAUUCGGCUUAGCCGUCUACUACGUUGUGGAUAAGAGAAGAAAGCGGGCGUACGUCUAUUUGUAGGAAUUUCACAUUUAUUUUUUAUACGAUUGUGACGAUUAUGCGCGUAAUUAUUAUCCUAUUUAUUACUACAUGAAUCGUUUAAAUUUGCAAAUGAAUAAGUCUUCUUAUAUCUGUUUGAUGACUGAGCUUCAAAAUGAGAGAAAUAAUAAAUAAUGGUCUCAAUAAAAACAAAUAAUUUUGUGGGCA
This is a messenger RNA of Folsomia candida, 1517 nucleotides long. RefSeq lists its product as uncharacterized. The record is from RefSeq and is a predicted model, not a curated record. Bases 507 to 1331 code for a protein of 274 amino acids. The transcript is spliced from 5 exons. Gene Ontology annotation, cellular component: membrane. Lineage: Eukaryota; Metazoa; Arthropoda; Collembola; Entomobryomorpha; Isotomidae.